This is a messenger RNA of Symbiodinium natans, 1236 nucleotides long. The record is from the annotation of a GenBank genome assembly. NCBI's taxonomy places the organism in Eukaryota, Dinophyceae, Suessiales, Symbiodiniaceae.
AUGUUCCGCGCCAGCGACAUCCACGGUGCCCCCGCAGGGCCCAAGGGCCCGGCGAUGGUCGUAGGCAAGGCUGCCGCUGUCGUGCCGCCGCCCUGGGCUUCGGGCGGCAAGGGCUGGAGCGGCAAAGGAGGUGAUCUUGGGGGCGUUGGCGGCUGCCCAGGCAAAAGCGCCGCUGUGACGCCGCCUUGGGCCAGUGGCGCGAAGGGCUGGAGCAAAGGCGACAUGAUUCCGAGCCCGGAUGUUGCGCCAGCACUUCCGCUCAAUCCCGUCGUUCCAGGAGGAUACGGUCCUGCCAAAGCUGCGCAACCUCAAAUACCUCAGCCCUCUGUGUUUGCUGCUCCAUACGGCAAGGGUGGAGUUGCCAAGACGAGGCCGGUGACCGCAGGCAAGGCCUUCGUGCCAUUGCCGGUCUCCAGGCAACAGGCCACCCCGAACACGGUGAUGCUCUUGGGAGCAGGAAGUCUCCCUGCAGGCAUUGAAAAAGACAUUGAGGAGCAGGCCCGACAACUCUGCAUCCAGCACUCGUUCAGUACGCCGGAAGAGGUUAGAUACGUGUCCCAGUCCCUUGUUUUCAUAGACUUCCCGUACCAGGAGGCUUGUCGAGAGUUCUUGCGGGUCUCCAACGGCCAGCUGAAGGUACGGCAGUGGGUCUACAGAUUGCAGCACUCCUCUGCGGGCGAGGCAGAGCAGGAAGCCACCCUGACGGAAGGUGUCGAGGAGAUUCCUUCUGACACCCUGAUGGUGCGGCUAAUAGGAGAGUUGGACGAAGCCCGAAUCAAGAAGGCCUUCCAAUCUCACGUGCCGGUAGUAAAAGGCGUCCGCAUGAUGCUGGAUAGAUCGACCAGGAAGUCAAAGGGCUUCUGCUUCGUGAAUUUCUAUUCUGUCAGCGACGCCAUGACAGCCAAGAACCGAAUGCUGGCUGCGGGGUCCAUCAUUGACUCGCGCAAGGUGGCCAUCAGCUUCGCCAAGCCUCAGACGCAGGAACAGGCUCUGGAGAGCGACAUGAAUGCCAGAGCAGAGCAGGACGUGAUACAGGCCCAGGCCAACCAGGCCCUCAGCGGCGUGAACGCCGAGAUGUGGUCUUCCUACAUGCAGUUCUGCCAGGAAGAGAAGGAGAAGGAAAGCAGAGAGAAGCAGGCCCUGCUGGAGGCCCUGGAGGCGAAGAAGCGCGCCUUGGCCCUCCAGGCCCGCACCGCUGCCAGCAUGGAGUCCGAAGCCGACGGCCUGCUCCCGUAA